Molecule: messenger RNA, 1962 nt
Organism: Spodoptera frugiperda (fall armyworm)
Lineage: Eukaryota; Metazoa; Arthropoda; Insecta; Lepidoptera; Noctuidae
Product: lipase member H
Exons: 8
Coding region: 308-1273 (321 amino acids)
Molecular function (GO): lipase activity
Source: RefSeq, a predicted model, not a curated record
GCUAUCUCUUGAAGAUAUCAGUGAACUGAGUUACCCCUUCCACGAAACGAUUGGAGUGUUUAUUUUUCGAGUUAUGAAAACAAUAUGAGAAGCUCACUCACAAUUCGUAAAGCAGUGGUUCGGAUAGUGACGAAUAGUGACGAUGGUACAAGGUUCCAAAGGCUGCGACGUAUGGGUGUAGACGUAAAAUUCGUAAUCAGCAAUGAUUAUGUCAAGGAAAGUUCAAUAUGCCGCAACACAGUGAUAUCGGCCCCUAUAUAAAACAAUUCGGUUCUAACAAACGGACAAUUUGUGAAACCAACUCAUAAUGUACACUAGUGUUUGUAUUGUUUUCUUACUUAUUGGUUCCGUUAUUUGCGGAGAUGAAAAUCAAGCGAAGCUAAGACUUUAUUACGAUUCCUUCGACAAUUUCACAGAAGUACCGUUCGAUGAAGCUCACAAUUUGUUUUCUUUGUCCUGGUACAACGAGAGCAAACCAACGACAAUAUUCUGCCAUGGGUUCACAGGUCAUCCCUAUGGGCCUGCGGUGACAGCUAUAAUAAAAGCUUAUUUGGAGCAAGGACAAAGUAAUGUAGCUCUUUUGAACUGGGAUCGGCUGGCAGCCGUCGUGAAUGGCCAGAUACCUGCCACUUACCUCAACCGAGCUGUACCUAACGCUAUAAAGGUCAGUUCUGACUUUGCUAACAUUUUACUGAACCUGUCUGCUGCCGGCCUGGAUUUGAACAAGAUGCACUUGGUAGGGCAUUCGCUCGGUGCGCAGAUUGUUGGCAUCACCGGCAACAAAGUGGCGAGGAAAGGAAUACAAUUGCCUUGGAUCACAGGUUUAGAUCCCGCUGGCGUUGUAUUCGACAGCAAACCUCCUCGUGAGAGGUUGAACCCAAAGUCAGCUCUAUACGUGGAUGUGAUCCACUCGGACCCCAACAGAUACGGCAGUCGCAGGGAGCUCGGGACUGUGGACUUCUGGCCCAAUUACAGGACCGUCGGACCAGUGAUCCAACCUGGUUGCGAUAAUGGAUUACAUCCCAGAUUCUCGCCUGAAGAUCUGUGCAAUCACCACAGAUGUUGGCAAUACCUCAUAGACUCCAUGAAGUACUCGGGCACUCUGCUGGGCAGCCAUGCACGUAACUUCAGGACUUGGAAGAACUUCACGAAACCCCAACGACUCACUAAUGUAUUGGAAAUCGGGAAAUAUUACGAAAAAGUAACACCUGGAAACUAUUAUUUCUACACGGCUGCGUCGUCGCCAUACGGACUCGCUGAAAAUGGCUUGUAGAUUUACAUACAUACAUUUAAAAUUAAUUUUAUGGCUGUGAUCACUCUUCUACGGAUUUACCAAAUUGUAUAUGUAUAGAAUGAUAGGUAAUAUGUGCCAUUUGAUAAACCUAGAAGUAGGCAAUGCACAAUAAUAUGUUUGUGUAUAUUCCAAUUAGUAUGAUACACAAUAUGUACCUAUAGAUAAUAUGAAUGAGAACUUCGAAUAAGAAGGUCUUUGAAAGCAUUGUAAUAUGCAAAUCUAAAACUUCGGGUUCGAUAAUUAUCGUUAGUGAAGAUAAUGAUUCAUCGAAUAUCAAGCAAAUUAAUCAUCCAAGAUGGAAGAAUUUUUGCACAAAUCAUUAAAGCACUUAAAAGGCAAAUGGAUUCUCUGAUGCGGAUGCCAAAUGGAUUCUGAACAUUUUUAAAGGUAGAUGGUGCCUACCUGACCCAUUGUUUCAGAGAAUGCUGCAAUUAACGUACAACCUACAUUAAGUACCCACCUACUUUACAUAGAUGCCUUUCAUUUGCAGUUAUUCAGUUUCAUUUACGAAGUUAAAAAAUAUCAAGUGUCGUUUUAUGCAUAAGUAAAUAUUAAUAACUUCCUUGUUCUCAAAAGCUUUUAAAUUAAACAUUUACCUUACGAUAACUUAAGUAGAUACUUAGGAGAAUAAAAUGUGAAAAGAAAAUAAAUGUUUUAAUUAAAUAUAA